Cuscuta epithymum is the source of this 676-nucleotide messenger RNA. The record is from the annotation of a GenBank genome assembly. Lineage: Eukaryota; Viridiplantae; Streptophyta; Magnoliopsida; Solanales; Convolvulaceae.
AGAAAAUGGGAGAACCAUGGCCCCCAGGGUUCAAACAAGAAGGGGAAUCACGGGGGAGGAGGAUCCUUCAGGGCACCCGCACCACCAUCAAGGGGGAAUCCCAACAUGAGUGGGCAGAACUCGGGAUCACAAGCCCCGACGAAGCCUAAGUGCAGGAAUUGCAAGAGAAACCACGAGGGCAAAUGUCGUGAUCCCCCACGGUGCUACCAAUGCGGAGAUAUGGGGCACAUAAAGCCCAAUUGCCCUCAACUUGGUGGGAACCGGUCAUCAGGGCCAAGCAGUGCAACCAUGGUGAGUAGAAACCGGGGUGGGGCACCCAAUGCAAGCACGAACCAUGGCGGGGCAAGUACAAGCAACGCACCCUCCGUGAACCAAGGAAGGGCUCAAGCGAGAGUGUACGCAAUGACCGAGGCCGAUGCUCGGGCUAAUCCCGACUCCGUCGCAGUUUCAGGUAGAACUUGAAGGGUGCUACCAUCACCGUUGCUUCGGGCGGAUUAUCAAGGAGAGGAGACGUGGUUCGUGCUUCCUCCGUUUCUGUUUUAAAACAUUCAAAUUAAUGCUCAUGGAUACUAUUUUCCGAAUAAUUAUUUAGGGCUUGCACGCCCGUGUUUGCCACGUGUGGCUCGAAUGCUUGUAUUAAUAUUUCCGCUGCUUAAUUAAAUGAUUUACAUUGUGA